Messenger RNA from Ambispora gerdemannii, 125 nucleotides. Lineage: Eukaryota; Fungi; Glomeromycota; Glomeromycetes; Archaeosporales; Ambisporaceae. The record is from the annotation of a GenBank genome assembly.
AUAAACAAGCACCAAAGUUCUCUGUCAUAGAUAAUAUAUCUGAGAUAUAUGAGUUACCUGGAAUUCAUGAAUGUAUUAACGGGCAAUGGCCUUUAAGAGCUGUGAUUGAUAUUGACGUAUUUUAA